GAUAACAAUAAAUAUCAUACUCCCUAAUCAAUUGUCGAAAUAGGAAAGACAGCAAAAAAAAGUUGGAGGCAGACAUAAUAAGUCAUGGAGAUAGCCACAGUACCCUCCCUGAGAAGUCAUCCACAACCAUGUCCUCACCCAUGGCAAACAAGGGCAAAGAGGAGUGGAGUCUCUGCAUCAAAAUAUGGGGCUGUGUCUGUCAAACCUGUAUCGAAAGGAUGUCAAAAAUGCGGUGGAAAAGGUGCAAUUGAAUGCCCUGGGUGUAAGGUCAGACUGCAAUCACUAACCUGUUUAAAGUGUAGAAAGAGAACACACAUCAUGUUUCAUGCAUGGUUUAAGGUAGAGAGAAAGGCAGAAACAAGACGUGAAGGAUCUGUAGAGGAAAAAAAAAAUCUGAACUCAUCCAGUGCCAUAUUGACUGCAGGGAACAGGAAAGAACAAGAAGAAUGGGAACAUCUUCGAGAGAUGGAAGUGCUUUGACUGCCAAGGAUUUGGUCUCAAGAGCUGCCCCAGCUGCGGCAAAGGAGGACUCACACCAGAACAAAGAGGAGAAAGAUAAAGAGACAACUGCUUCUCUCUCUGCCCUCAAUGUGUUCGAGCAUCCAAAACCUCUUCUUUUGCCUCCACAUUGUAUCUUCCAAGUACAUGUCCUGAGUCUAUGUGAUGGGUUGCAUCCAACAACACCAUGGAAACCUCCAAAUGUGUAUAAUAGAUAGCCUCAGAAUGUGGAAGGACUUCAAAUUCACUUCUCAACUAGAUCUUCAGGUUCAUAUAAUUG
Messenger RNA from Musa acuminata subsp. malaccensis (wild Malaysian banana), 778 nucleotides. NCBI's taxonomy places the organism in Eukaryota, Viridiplantae, Streptophyta, Magnoliopsida, Zingiberales, Musaceae. The record is from RefSeq and is a predicted model, not a curated record.